Symbiodinium sp. CCMP2456 is the source of this 1587-nucleotide messenger RNA. NCBI's taxonomy places the organism in Eukaryota, Dinophyceae, Suessiales, Symbiodiniaceae. The record is from the annotation of a GenBank genome assembly.
AUGGCUCGUCCUGUUCUUAAGCAUCCUGCUAGCCAUCCAGGGCUGCUUAUCACCCAAUGCAUCACGGAAAACUGGCACCCAAGCGGUGUUCGUCCGGGACAGGUGCCUGAGACGACGCCAAAUGUCAAGGCCAAGGGUGUGGAGAGCUUGUCAACGGCCAGGGCGAACGCACAGUUAGAUCUGGCAGAGGCCAUGGAGGACCAUGAUGAGCCACGAUUGCGCCGGGCUCUUGCCGUGGCGGAGCAUCUGGAAGUAGCACCCGAGGAGAUCGCUGCUGCUCGGAGGAUGCUUGAGUUCGAGAUCAACAAGCUACUUCUCGUAGAUGCCAAGCAGAUGCGCGCCUCCAUCCGGCAGCUCGCCCUGCGCGUGGCAGAGGCGGAGCGACAGCAGAAGCCGCCGGAGGCUCAGGCUCCCCCGCGGUUCGCGCAGAUGGCCGAGCUGCUGGAGAAGCGAGUCUGGAGCAGUUUGGAGCCAAAGAUUUCGAAGAUCGUCUCCAGCGUGGUUUCCAAAGCGACUGCUCGCACGGGAAAAGCAGACGGGCGGGUACGAAAUCCUCCUUCGGUCACGUUCGAGGACCUCGACACCGACAAGGAUGGUUUCAUCUCCCGUGAGGAGUUCGAGGCUGCCCAGAAGAAAGGCUUGCUCGGUGGCCCCUUGCAUCCGGUGCCAGUGCAGCCGCCAGCUGCUGCCUCCGCCCAGGGCCAAGUGGGACCGUCGUUGCAGGAAGCACCGGCUGAGCACAGGUCCGUUGUGCGAUCGACUCUUUUUGCCGCUAUGCACGGAGCAGCUCAACGUCUCCUUGAGAAGAAGGAUUUCAAGGAAUUGGACACCGAUGGCGAUGGCCUAGUUUCGCAGAAGGAGCUCGACUCCUCUUUGGUCGACAUGAAAGUUGAAGGCCAGGAGAUGGAACAAGCAAGGCAGCAGAUAUUGCAGCAAGCGGACACGGACGGCGAUGGCGUACUCUCCCAGGAGGAGUUUGAGCGCGCCAAGGCCGAGGUUUCAAAGAAACAGACGUCCGAGUACUCCGAGAAAAAGCUGCUGGUCCGCAGCAUCCUCAGCGGCAGCUACUCUGACGCCUCCAAGAAACUGUUGCGAACUAAGACGUUCCAGGAGAUGGACAAGGACGGCGAUGGCCGGAUUUGUGAGGAGGAGGUCGGCGCGGCUCUCGCGAGCAUGGCAGUGAGCGGAGAGGAGGCCGUGCAGGCGAGAGCAGAGCUAAUGCAGCAAGUCGACAAAGACGGCGAUGGCAAAAUCUCCCAGGAGGAGCUGCAGCAGGCAAAGGCGGAAGCAGCUGAAGCUCCGACAUCUCCGACGACGACUCCCGAGCCGAGAUCAUUGACUCGCAGCCUGCUGGCCUUGACCUACUCCGACAUUGCCAAAAGACUUCUGGAACAGAAGAGCUUCAAGGACUUGGACAAGGAUGGAGAUGGAUGUGUGACCAAGGAGGAAUUGGCUGCGAACUUGGCAGACAUGAGUGUAAGUGGUGAGGAAGCGGCGAAAGCAAACAAGGAAAUCAUGCAGAUGGUCGACAAGGAUGGCUGCAAGGGUUCGGCAGGAAUUAGAUGCAGCGUGCAAGUUUCACUGUAG